Olea europaea var. sylvestris is the source of this 2575-nucleotide messenger RNA. Its product is annotated as protein STRUBBELIG-RECEPTOR FAMILY 2. Lineage: Eukaryota; Viridiplantae; Streptophyta; Magnoliopsida; Lamiales; Oleaceae. Gene Ontology annotation, biological process: protein phosphorylation. The transcript is spliced from 17 exons. The record is from RefSeq and is a predicted model, not a curated record. Gene Ontology annotation, molecular function: protein kinase activity; ATP binding; protein binding. Bases 163 to 2361 code for a protein of 732 amino acids.
UCUUCUUCUUCAUUCCUCUGCUACUACUGAUCCCACUCUAUAAUCUACUUCAUUCCAAAAAAUUCCCUCCUCUCUCUAAGGGAAAUUUGGGGAUUUGGAGAAAAAUCUUUGUUGGUUUUUUUUAAGAUCAAUUUACUGCUCUUUCUAUUUCUUGAUAAAAGAAUGGCUAAACUUCGUCCAAUUGCGUGUCUGAUUACAAUUAUCUUCUUGGCAAUUCUGGCAUUCUCAGCCUCGGCCUCUACGGAUAAAACAGAUGUCCAAGCUCUUAGAGAUCUGUACAGGUCCCUGAACAGCCCACCGCAGCUGAAGGAAUGGAAAUUAGAUGGUGGAGAUCCUUGUGACGAAUCAUGGACUGGAGUUUCGUGCUUUGGAUCAUCAGUAAUCCACCUUAAACUUCAUGGGCUAGAACUCACUGGAACUCUUGGAUUUGACCUCUCGAAUCUAAGAAGUUUGAAGCAGUUGGACCUUAGCUCAAAUCACAUUCAUGGCGAUAUCCCCUACUUCGUACUUCCUAAUGUCACACAACUGAACUUGUCGGGGAAUAACUUUAGCCAAAGCAUUCCAUACUCCUUAGUUUACAUGAAACAUCUCCGGCAUCUGAAUUUGAGCCACAACACUUUAUCUGGACCCUUAGGAGAUGUGUUCAAUGGCCUGGAGAAUCUAGUAGAAAUGGAUUUAUCUUUCAAUAACUUCACCGGAGAUCUACCUACCUCUUUCAAAACUUUGACAAACCUUACAAGAUUGUUCUUGCAGGGAAACGAAUUUACCGGAUCAGUAAUAUUCUUGGCCAAUCUCCCGCUAUCUGACUUGAAUAUUGAAGAUAACCACUUCAGUGGUCUUAUUCCAGAAAAGUUUCAAUAUAUACACAACUUGUGGAUCGGUGGAAAUCAAUUCAACAACAAUGGACCAAACUAUCCACCCUGGAAUUUUCCUUCCGACACUCUGCCCAAUGAGCAGAAUUUCACUACUCCGCCAUCUACAAAUUUAAGUGCCAUUGAAAGAUAUCCUUCUCACAAAGUAAGAGGGCACAAGAAGAAGGGACAAGGUGCAGCAGGAAUAGUUCUAAUAGUUGGAGGAGGCACUCUGAUUGCUUCAUGUGCAGCUCUUUUCCUCUUAAUUCGAAGUCAACGAUCACGUAGGGAAAUCCUCAAAAGCUUGGGCAGCUGUGAAGGUUCAACAAGAUCUUCACCAAUCAGCAUAGUCAGAGAUUAUUCGUCCAUGACUGCAGAGGGUAGCCCAAACGUGUCAUCAUUCAGUUCUCCUCCGAUGAUUACCCCCUCUCAUUUGCCCCCUAUACGUUCUAAAAUGAUGAAAGUGUCUAAAAGAAAAGGCUUCUCUAUGAACAAAAUGAGUGCAAAAGUGUACUCCCUGUCAGAGCUUCAAUCAGCAACAAACAGCUUCAGUGAAGGAAAUCUUCUUGGAGAAGGAUCCCUUGGUUGUGUUCACAGAGCAGAGUUUCCAGAUGGAAUGAUUGUAGCUGUGAAGAGCAUUAACACGGUACCUCUGUCCAUCAUUGAAGAAGAAGAAUUCCUAGAUGUGAUUCGGAAUAUAUCCCGAUUGAGGCACCCAAACAUAGUGACCCUUCUUGGAUACUGCACGGAGCAUGGCCAACAUCUUCUUGUGUAUGAAUAUAUCAGGAAUUUUUCUCUUGAUGAGGCCUUGCACAGCGUCACAUACAAGCCACUAUCCUGGGGCCUACGCAUUCGAAUUGCUCUUGGUGUUGCUCGAGCAUUGAAUUACAUGCAUUCCUCCUGCUUGCCUCCCAUAGCCCAUAGCAAUUUGAAGGCUGCUAACAUCCUACUCGACGAAGAGCUCAUGCCCCACAUGAGUGACUGCAGCCUGGCUAUCCUGAGACCCCUGACCAGCAACAGUGUUAAGCUCAAGGCUUCAGAAAUGGCUAUUGCUGAUAGUGGCUACAUUGUACCUGAAAAUUUCCAACCUAUGCAGCCUGGGAUCGCUAACACAAAGGCUGAUGUGUAUGCAUUUGGAGUGCUGCUUUUAGAGCUUUUAACGGGAAGGAGGCCUUUCGAUUGUUCAAGACCAUCAUCAGAGCAAUCCUUGGUGAAAUGGGCUUCAUUCAGGCUUCAUGACCGUGAGUCUUUGGGACAGAUGGUCGAUCCACUCAUGACUGGAACAUUUUCAUCCAAGUCUCUGUCACGUUUUGCAGACAUUGUCUCCCUCUGUAUUCAGCCUGAUCAGGAAUUUCGUCCUCCAAUAUCUGAAAUCGUGGAGUCUCUGGCGGGUCUGCUGCACAAGCCUGGCACAGCAGAUGGUGCUGAAGUUGACCCCUUCGACCGAUCAUUCCGUUCUACCAACACCCGAUUCUGUGGUUCGCCGACUCUGAGCUACUACUCCAUCUGAUUCUACAAAAGGUUGACUGUACAAUGGCGAGUCUGGAUUUUUAAAGCGUCACAUGUUCUACUUCUGUAUUAUUACUGUACUGAAAAGUUCAUUCUAGUUUUUGAGUGCAAAUAGGAUAGAAAUUGAUAUAUUAACUGGUAUAUAGCUCUUGAUACCAUAUUGUAGGACUCAUUACUAUACUGAACAGUUAAUUCGAGUUUUUGAGUGCAAGCAA